AUGCUCCUUGAGAGGGAAAUCGAGGAGCACCAAGAAUUGGUGAGUCGAGGUAGCAAGCUAGGCAACCGACUCGCGCUGUUGGUAUCGCGGGAUGCUGCGAGCAAGGUGCGCGAAUCGGUCAGUGAGACCACCGGUCGAUUUCUUUCCAUCAGCAAUUUUGCUAAAUCGCGCUUGAUAGAUCUGGAACGGGCCAUUCAACAGGCCCCUGAGGUUAUUUGUUUUUUUGGGAUCCCAUCUAACUCUUUCAGCAUAUGCAUUUGA
Messenger RNA from Protopolystoma xenopodis, 261 nucleotides. The record is from the annotation of a GenBank genome assembly. NCBI's taxonomy places the organism in Eukaryota, Metazoa, Platyhelminthes, Monogenea, Polystomatidea, Polystomatidae.